Molecule: messenger RNA, 2006 nt
Organism: Papaver somniferum (opium poppy)
Lineage: Eukaryota; Viridiplantae; Streptophyta; Magnoliopsida; Ranunculales; Papaveraceae
Product: L-type lectin-domain containing receptor kinase IX.1-like
Exons: 1
Coding region: 1-1932 (643 amino acids)
Biological process (GO): protein phosphorylation
Cellular component (GO): plasma membrane
Molecular function (GO): carbohydrate binding; ATP binding; protein kinase activity
Source: RefSeq, a predicted model, not a curated record
AUGUCAAUAUACAAAAACCUCUGUAAUUCUUUCUUUAUUAUUCUCUUCUUUGUGGUUCCUACAAUGAACUCAAUCUCCUUUAACAUACCUCGCUUUGAACCCCAGACCAGAAAUAUCAUACUGGAAGGUGAUGCCGCGACUUCCAUAGGUACCAUUGAAUUGAUCAACAAAUACACUUACAUGUGUCGUGCUGGUCGAGCUACUUAUGCCGAACAGGUACCCUUGUGGGACUCAUCCACUCGAGAACUCGCUCACUUCACCACUCAUUUCACCUUUUCCAUUCAAAAAUCAACACCGUUUUAUGGUGCUGGACUUGCCUUCUUUAUUGCUCCUGUUGGUUAUCCAAUCCCUUCGAAUUCACCAGGUGGAUUUCUAGGCCUUUUUAAUACAACAACCACUGAUGAUACGUCUCUCAAUCGUAUCAUCCAUGUUGAAUUUGAUUCAUCUCCAAAUCCUGAAUGGGAUCCAGAAUUUACACAUGUUGGGAUUAAUAAAAAUUCCAUCAAGUCUGCUGCUGUAACCUAUUGGAAUGCUAGCAUGCAUAGUCAGGAAACUGGUAAUGCUUGGAUAACUUAUAAUGCUACUACUAAGAAUCUCAGCGUGUACUGGACAUAUGAUAAGAAUCCUGUAUAUCAAGGAGAAUCUCUUCUUUCAUACCUAGUUGAUUUGAAGCAGAUUUUACCAGAAAAGGUUACCAUAGGAUUCUCCGCUGGUACCAGUGCAACUAGUGGGCGGCAUAUUAUUUAUUCUUGGGAUUUUAAUUCAACUUUGGAAAUUCAGGAAAAAAAUGUACCAAAUGUCAACAUGAUAGUUGGAUUGUCUGUUUCUGGAAUUGUUUUGUUAGUUCUUUCUUUACUUGUGGUGUGGGUGAUCAGGUCGAAAAGACGACGAGCUAGAAAACAGAAGGAGAAGGUUAACUUCACAUCUGACUUUGAAAGAGGAGCUGGUCCAAAGAGGUUCUUUCUCAGAGAACUAGUUUCAGCUACAAACAACUUCUCCGAGGAAAGAAAACUAGGAGAAGGUGGAUUCGGAGGCGUCUAUAGGGGAUUUAUAAAUGAAAUGGAUUUGGCAAUUGCUGUGAAGAAGAUCUCUAGAGGAUCUAGACAAGGUCAGAAGGAGUACAUAACAGAGGUCAGGAUCAUCAGUCGACUGAGACACAGAAAUUUGGUGCAGCUCAUUGGUUGGUGUCACGAGAGCAGUGAGUUUCUACUUGUCUAUGAAUUGAUUCCUAAUGGUAGUCUAGAUUCUCAUCUUUUCGGCCGAAGAAGCCCUCUUACAUGGGCUGUAAGAUACAAAAUAACUCUUGGGUUAGCCUCUGCGCUGCUCUACCUUCAUGAAGAAGGAGAGCAAUGUGUAGUCCAUCGUGAUGUCAAGUCAAGCAACAUAAUGUUGGAUUCAAAUUUCAAUGCAAAACUUGGUGAUUUUGGUCUAGCUCGGCUCAUGGAUCAUGGACUAGGUCUCCAAUCCACAGGGCUAGCUGGGACAUUAGGCUAUUUAGCACCAGAGUACAUAAGCACGGGUAAGGCUAGCAAAGAAUCAGACGUCUUUAGCUUUGGAGUAGUGGCUUUAGAAAUUGCUUGUGGUAGAAAAUCAGUUGAUUGUAUGGAAGAGGUUUCUGAUGUAGGGUUAGUAGAGUGGGUUUGGGACCUAUAUGAUAGAGAUGCAGUCUUGGCUGCAAUAGACCAUAAACUAAACCUGGACUUCGAUGCAAACCAAGCCGAAUGUUUGAUGGUUGUUGGGUUAUGGUGUGCACACCCCGAUCGAAGUGUCAGACCUUCAAUCAGACAAGCAAUUCAAGUACUUAACAUGGAAGCAAGUAUUCCAACUCUCCCUACAAAAAUGCCAGUUCCUUCUUAUCAUGUACCUGAACUGGAUCUUAUUUCUAGUGAACCAACUUCUAUCACUAGUACAAGCAUUGGCAUGGGCCGCUAAAUUUAGGCUUAACAUUUAGCUUGUUGAGUUAAAUAACACUUUUGGUUUGGCCAAUAUUCAGCUGCUAUUUAUGA